CAUAGCUUGGAGAUAGGAGAGGGGCCGUCUUCGUACUCCGGUCGAGCGGCGCUGAACGAAGCCGGGCCUUCGUCGUCGCUGGGUUCUGCCCGCGAGUCAUUGCUGUGUCAGGAGUUCAGACAGCGCGCGCACAUGCCCUUCCUGACACUCAGCACUGCAGGCACCAGCACCGGGCGGUCGCCGUUUGAGCAGGCGGCCGACGGCGGGCAGGACUCGCCGAUGCACACACUGGAGCAAGCGCGGCGCACCGUUACGGCUUUUACGGAUACAGAUAGGCCCGAGCCGGCCGUAACGGCGUCCGCCGCACGGCGGCAGCCGAGCGCGCCGCUGCCGGACUCGCCGAUGACGGCCGGGCCGGCCGGCGGCGUUGCGGCAAUCGCCUUCCCCCCGGAGAGGCAGCGGGUGCAGGCUGAUCUGCACAGCCCAUCUGGGGAUGCUCAGAUUCGGCGUCUAGGCAGUAGCACACUCAGCAAUGGGUAUGACAGCGCGAAUGAAAUCAAUGAUUGAAUGCAGCUGCAGCAAAUGCAGCUGUCACAGGUCGGCACCAGUAAUACGACUCCAGAACUCAAAAGAUCAUUCAUCGCCUUUAUUUCGUCCUGAAGCCAUCAUUUGUUAUAGCAGCGGCUUUCAUUCCUCUGCAGAGCUCUCUAGAUUCCAUAAUACCAUCACUCAGCAGGCAUGUGGGAUUUUACAAGACUGGAUGAAGAUCCACUGGACCUGAUCUGGAUCUGAUCCGGGUUUUCAAACGCUUCAAACGUGUGGAACCGAGAUCUUGUU
Messenger RNA from Coccomyxa subellipsoidea C-169, 777 nucleotides. RefSeq lists its product as hypothetical. The transcript is spliced from 4 exons. Lineage: Eukaryota; Viridiplantae; Chlorophyta; Trebouxiophyceae; Coccomyxaceae. The record is from RefSeq and is a predicted model, not a curated record. Bases 133 to 507 code for a protein of 124 amino acids.